AUGACUGAGAUUGGAAGUCCAAAAGAAGACACUCCAUCAACGUAUGGACAAAAUGAAGGAAUAAUACCCACAGGACCUAUUGACCUUGAUUCAUCAAUUCCUUCAUCUCCAAAAAAUGAUGAAUCAAUGACAGCAACCCAAUCAAAUGUUGAUAGCGAGAAAACUGAGACAAAGAGAAAACUGACUUCCUUUGUUUGGAAUCAUUUCAAGAAGCAAAAAAUUAAUGGAGUUGACAAAGCUGUUUGCAACUAUUGUCAAAAAAUAUUAGGAGGAUCAAGCAAAAAUGGAACAACACAUUUGCGUGAUCAUUUUAACAUAUGUUCUCUUAGGAAGCAUCGAGAUAUAAAACAAUCAAUCUUAAAUCCAAGUAAGAAGAAGGAUGGAAGUACUUCACUAGCUGCUCACAACUUUGAUCAAGAGUGUUCAAGACACAAACUUGCUAAAAUGAUUGUUUUGCAUGAGUAUCCACUCAAUAUGGUUGAACAUCAUGGAUUUAGAGAUUUUGUCAACUCUCUUCAGCCAUUUUUCAAGAAUGUAUCUCGAAGUACUAUUAGGAGGGAUAUAUUGAAGAUAUAUGAGAAUGAGAAGACCAAGACAAAGAACUCAAUUAGUGACAAUUGUAGUAGAGUUGCAAUCACAACUGACAUGUGGACAUCAAAUAAUCAAAAGAGAGGGUAUAUGGUGGUGACUGCACAUUAUAUUGAUGAUUCAUGGAAUUUGCACAAUCGAAUUAUCAGGUUUAUAUAUGUGCCUGCCCCUCAUACUGCUAAGUUAUUAGCAAAAGUGUUGAUGGAGUGUUUGGUUGAAUGGUCUCUUGAACGUAAGUUGUCUACUCUUACUUUAGAUAAAUGUACUGUGAAUAUUGCCAUGAUGGAUCAAAUGAAAGAAAAAUUGAGAAAUGCUUCUUUACUAAUGAAAGGUGAAUUAGUUCAUAUGAAAUGUUCUGCUCAUAUCUUGAACUUGAUUGUCCAACAAGGAUUAGGAGCAAUUCAAGGUGCCAUAGAAACUAUACGUGAGAGUGUAGUUUUUUGGACUGAUGUGUUCAGUCGCUUAAUACACACUGAGAAAAAUUACAAAAAAGAACCUAGUGAGCGAGAUUGGCUUUUGGCAAAAGUUAUGUGUGAGAAACUGAAGUUGUUUUACCAUGUCACUGAGAUGUUUUCUGGGACCAAAUAUCCUACUACUAAUCUAUUCUUCUCUAAGAUUUGUGAUAUUUGGUUGUUGCUUAAGGAGUGUCUUAAGUCUUCAUACGAUGAGAUUAGGAUAAUGGCAUCAAAUAUGAUGGAUAAAUUUGAGCAGUAUUGGACUUCCAUUCAUGGCAUAUUAGCCAUAGCAACUGUUAUGGAUCCAAGGUUUAAGAUGAAAUUGAUUGAGUAUUAUUUUCCUAAAAUUUAUGUUGGUGAAUAUCAAAAUGAAGUUGAACGAAUUAGAAUGUUGUGCUAUGAUUUGGUGAAAGAAUACAAACCAAAUGAUGGAAAAGAAAAUCUUCCUGAUCCUUUAUCCAAUGCUUCUGGAGUUGGAGGGGAUAGUGAUGGAUGUGUGGAUCCUUUAGCUGGUUAUGACUUGUUCGUUAGUAGUACUUCUAAGGUGGAUACUUUCAAGUCUGAGUUAGAGUUCUACUUGGAGGAAGCAGUUUUGCCUAGGAGUGAAGAGUUUGAUAUUUUAGCUUGGUGGAAGACAAAUGGUCUUAAGUAUCCAACAUUACAACAAGUUGCUAGAGAUGUUUUGGCUAUCCCAGUGUCUACAGUAGCUUCUGAGUCUGCUUUCAGUACUAGUGGAAGACAUGUGACUCCUUGUCGUAAUAGGCUUCACCCGAGUAUGUUGGAGGCAUUAGUAUGUACUCAAGAUUGGCUAUGGGAUGAGAAACUAGAUGCAUCACAAAAUGAGAUUUCACAUAGUACAUUCUUUGAUGAUGUUGAAGAUGAUGAAGCGGGUCCAAGUUUUGUGGAUUUUGAUUCUUGA
This is a messenger RNA of Humulus lupulus (European hop), 1962 nucleotides long. Its product is annotated as zinc finger BED domain-containing protein RICESLEEPER 2-like. Bases 1 to 1962 code for a protein of 653 amino acids. The record is from RefSeq and is a predicted model, not a curated record. The transcript is spliced from 5 exons. Gene Ontology annotation, molecular function: protein dimerization activity; DNA binding. Lineage: Eukaryota; Viridiplantae; Streptophyta; Magnoliopsida; Rosales; Cannabaceae.